UAACUAUAAUCUUAUAAUUCUCGUUCCACGUGUUAAAACACCCCUUUAGAUCGAAGUUGGUCUAGGCAGACAAUCAGACUCGGCUUACACCGAAAAAACAGGGAAGGAAAGAAAAAGUGAUGGCCGGACGACACUCAGGCGGAAUCCGACCACAACGGCAAAGAAAUCAUCCGCCAUCACUACUCGGCCCACACGACCUAGAUAUGCAAGCCCUUCUUCUCGACCAAAAAGAAAUGGCUGCAGAUUACGCUAUUCUAAAACACGAAAUUGCUGCCGCCCAUCAAGAGCUCCGCAAACUCGAUGCAACUGUCCAUCAAGUUAAGGAAGAGAAAGAAUCUCGUGUUAAACAACUUUUUGAAAAAUCCCUUGAUUUAGAGCGUGAAAUUCGUGCUAUUGAUGCUCUUAAAUCUGAACAUGCUCAAGUUGUUUCUGAUAUUCAGAAUUUGACUGAGAGUAAAAUUCAACUUGCUGCUCAAUUUAAAGCUCUUGAUGCUGAAUUGUGUCGGGUUAAAGAAGAUGCUUCUCAACUUCCUCUUAUUCAGUCUGAUGUUGAGAAUUUUAAGCAAGAAAUUAAGAAAGGAAGAGCUGCGGUAAAAUUUGAAAGGAAAACGCGGUUAGAUAACCUUGAAUUAAGUCGUGUUUUGGAGGGUAAAAUUAAUUCAAUGCAACAAGAGAUUGAGAUGCUACGUGCUGAGCUUUCUAAUGCUGAGAAACGAGCAAGGGCAGCAGCGGCUGCUGCUUCAAAUCCAAAUCCUGGUCAAAUUGAAAACUAUGGAAGUCAUAGUAUGACGUAUGGAGGUCCCUAUUCGGUGCAAUAUUCUCUGAAUCAGGGACAGCUAACUCCUGAUGGUCCUUCCUCAGCUCUGUAUGGACGUCCACCAGGUAGUCAUGGUUCUCAUGACGUACAACAUCCUCAUCAGCCAUAAUCAUGAGUUUCCUUCUUAAUUUUGAAGGUUAAAUUCAAGUUUGGACUGUACAAAUCAUCUCGAACACAGAUUUUAGCUGAAAGUAGAAACAGGUCUUGGGUAUCGGCAUAAAGCAAAUGAAUAGCUAGUUGGCUUCUAAUGCGGAACUUUAGACACGAAACGAUGCCACAUUUUGGUUUACCUUGAGAGACAAGCUGCGAUUAGAGCUUACACGGUGGUAAUAUUCUGUUGGUGUGCAUCCUAUUCUGAGAAUUCCAGUUGAUAUCAAGGCAAAUCUGAUGUAUUUCUGUAAUUGUUUGUUGAUUAUGGAAGCACAUAUGACAUCUAAGGUUAUGACUGACUAAAACUAUUAAUACAUUACGUGGAGCUAGAAGACAUGGCUUUGUUCCAUAAGUACUUCAAAAUGCAGGCCAGCUUUGUAGACGUUGAGAUUUGGUGGUUGUAAUUCGAAAAAAAAACAUCAAGACUAUGAUUCGUAAAAUUCCGUAAUAAUUAUUUUGAUAUUGAACUUAAGCUAGAA
Molecule: messenger RNA, 1446 nt
Organism: Amaranthus tricolor (Joseph's coat)
Lineage: Eukaryota; Viridiplantae; Streptophyta; Magnoliopsida; Caryophyllales; Amaranthaceae
Product: protein FLC EXPRESSOR-like
Exons: 4
Coding region: 120-926 (268 amino acids)
Source: RefSeq, a predicted model, not a curated record